Molecule: messenger RNA, 1608 nt
Organism: Seriola aureovittata
Lineage: Eukaryota; Metazoa; Chordata; Actinopteri; Carangiformes; Carangidae
Product: endothelin receptor type B-like
Exons: 7
Coding region: 1-1272 (423 amino acids)
Biological process (GO): vasoconstriction; regulation of blood pressure; enteric nervous system development
Cellular component (GO): membrane
Molecular function (GO): endothelin receptor activity
Source: RefSeq, a predicted model, not a curated record
AUGUGGUUUGUGGCUCUUGCUAUUUGUUUGGGAAAUAUCCUCAUCAGAGGAGAAGCCAGCGAUCAGCAUUCAGAACCACUCCCUGUUACUGAACUCCUUGAAACGGCCUCCCCUGGCUUUUUAAUACUAGAAAAACAGAAAUCCAACAGCUCAAUCCAUCCACCCCAAGUAGCCCCACACCCUCCCAUGUGCUUGGAGUCUGCUGGAAUCAGAGACGCCUUCAAAUACGUCAAUACCAUGGUGUCUCUGCUUGUGUUUGUGGUUGGAAUCGUGGGGAAUUCAGCCCUACUGAAAAUAAUUUAUAUAAACAAAUGCAUGAGAAGCGAACCCAACAUCCUCAUUGCGAGUCUUGCUUUGGGCGAUCUAAUCCACAUUGUGAUAGACAUUCCAAUCAACGCAUACAGGCUCAUGGCAGAAGAUUGGCCAUUCGGUUUAGUACUGUGCAAACUUGUCCCCUUUAUACAGAAGACAUCUGUUGGAAUUACUGUGCUGAGCCUAUGUGCUCUGAGUGUUGACAGAUACCGAGCUGUAGUAUCCUGGAAUCGAAUCAAAGGCAGCGGGGUUUCAGCAUGGACAGCAAUCGAAAUAACUCUGAUAUGGGUUAUUUCUAUCCUGCUGGCUGUGCCUGAAGUUGUCGGCUUUGAUAUGAUAACAAUGAACUAUAAAGACAAGCAUCUGAGAAUAUGUCUGCUUCAUCCCGUGCAAACCACACAGUUCAUGCAGUUUUAUAAAUCAGUGAAGGACUGGUGGCUCUUCGGCUUCUACUUUUGCAUGCCGCUGGCUUGGACCCUCGUCUUCUACACACUCAUGACCAGGAAUAUGCUGAGAAAGACUACAUUAAGUGACCUCACCAAGCAGAGACGAGAAGUCGCAAAAACUGUCUUCUGCUUGGUGAUUGUGUUUGCACUGUGUUGGCUGCCGCUGUACCUCAGCAGAAUCUUGAAAUCAACCAUAUAUGAUGAAAAAGAUCCUAAAAGGUGUCAACUACUGAGUGCCUUUCUUGUCCUGGACUACUUUGGCAUUACAAUGGCAUCACUCAACUCCUGCAUCAACCCUAUUGCAUUGUACAUAGUCAGCAAAAGAUUCAAGAAAUGUUUUAAGGCGUGUCUGGACUGUUGGUGUCUACCUCUUCAAGCUGUUACCCAUGACGAAGUGCAGUCUGUUUCGAAAUCCAGAAUGCAGGAUCAAGCCUCAGAGCAGAGCAGCAACAUCAAAGCUCACAAGGAGACUUCCACACCUCUGCCUGAGCAGGAGAACACUUUACUGUGUUAACAAAACUCAUGUGGAACUGUGAAAAUACUUUGUAAGUUCUUCGGUAUUUCUUUAUUAAAUAUAUAUAGGGCUAUCAAAGAAGCUCCAUCUGUAGCUUGGCAACCUUGAUGUGCCGUCCUAAUAAUAUAAACCUUACCUUAUGAAUAACAUGCAGGCGCUGUCUUUUGUACUGCUGUCGUCAGUUCAACAUCUGCUUUGGCGUGAGCAACCUGGAGUCAGAGUGUUCAGACUAUUUGCCCCCAGGGUUUGACUCACUUCCAACCAUUACAUCAGAUUUUACCUAGUACCUAUCCUGUAUCAUGCAUCACAGUUCUCAAAUCACUGUUUUGGGCACAA